AUGUUGUCCAAGGCCGUUGAUAGAGAACAACAGCUCCGCAAGAGCCUUACAACGGCUAAUUCGGAUUCGGCUGCAUCGAAUGCAACCGAAAGCUCAUCUGGCUUCUACCAUGGUCCUGUCAAAUUUGGGCUGUCGCAAAUGAAGGAGGCAUUUGUGCCAACCAUUUACAAGGUUCUGGAGAGCUUCCCGGACUGCAAACAUCUCGGAUACUGUAAAGUUCGCCUUGAUAGAGAUGUGCUACGCGGCGUAGAUUACAUGGCCAUGAGAAGCUACACCGUCAGCGAGCUUAAAGGCCAUCAAUCUGCUGCUGUCAUCCUCAAACCUUGGAAUGGGCACAAGAAAAUGGUGUGCUCCGUUUUCAUCGCUACCAGAAAGGACGGUCACCUGGUCUCAGACUUCACGUUCGAGGAUAUGCAGGUAGCCGAGGAUACAGCAGAUCUGAACGGGCGGGACCUCUUCUGCUCCACAGUCGAGGAUGCCUCGGAAAGCACUCAGAAACCGUAUCUGGUCAUACCCACCGAAUGCACACCCGAAUGGAGAACUUCUGCUGGCCUGCCACCAGAGCCAUACGUUCACUGCGGUGAUCAGCUGACCUGCACUGCUGGUAGGAUUGUUGGGAUCCACACGGCGUACGAAUACAUAAGCUCAGCAGCCCAGUCUGCCACUGGAAUUCACGUCGAAGACGCAUUUCUUGGAUCCGCAAACGUCGUCCUCGCCGGCGCGCCUAAAUUUGUACGCCACUUGAACGCGCUUCUCUCUCCGAAGCUGCUUGACGAGUGGAUGAUCCCGUACCAAAUUGUAUCUUGCAGUGCUGGCGAGAUGAUUAUCACUCUGCCCGGCGCUUACCACCAAGUCGUCAAUGCCGGUGCGAAUUACGCCCAAGCAAUCAAUUUCGCCAUGCCUGACUGGUCCGGACCGCCCGAUGGAUAUAGAUUCUGUGGAAAGGGCUGCGCACAAACCGAUCCGCCCACCGCUGAGCACUUUGAAAUUCGGGCGGGUAAGGGCACUACAGGGCAUGAAGAUGAGGGGGGAGAGGAAGGAAAAGAAGAUGAAGAGGACGAGGAUGGUGAAGAGCGAGAGGAGCAAGAAGAGGAUGACAGUAACGAGUGCGAGAAGACAAGAGCAUCAGGCACCGACAGCAUCAAUGUAUUGUCAAACGCACUUGUCAGCCUAAAUAUGCCGACCAUGGAAGCAAAUAUGUCCGGAUCUGAUCCUUUCAAGACACUACAUUCCUACAUGGCUAUCGAGUUAACAAAUCCUCGCAAACGCAAUGCAUCACUCAUCAGUGCCAACAACGAAAUUGAAGACGAUGACGGCAUAAGAGAUGAGGGCAACGACAGCUCUUCUCAGGCAUCAACUGAAAUUGCCGCAGAUCCACUCAGUCAAGUGCUUCAGCCGGAAAUUAACUACUGGAGAGAUUGCGUUUUCCGUGCCGCGCAGGGCGGGGGUUUCAAUGCCGAUGCCAUCCUCCAAGCUCUCCAAAAUGCCCCUACUACCCAGCCAGCCGCAACAACUUUUAACGGACUCCGCCGCAGCAGCAGCCGUGGCCCCGCCAGUUACAACAGACGAAGACAACAACGGCGGUAUGCAUAUGCUACUGCAACUCCACUACACCAUUAA
Molecule: messenger RNA, 1620 nt
Organism: Lasiodiplodia theobromae
Lineage: Eukaryota; Fungi; Ascomycota; Dothideomycetes; Botryosphaeriales; Botryosphaeriaceae
Product: Transcription factor jumonji aspartyl beta-hydroxylase protein
Exons: 3
Coding region: 1-1620 (539 amino acids)
Biological process (GO): chromatin remodeling
Cellular component (GO): nucleus
Molecular function (GO): histone demethylase activity
Source: RefSeq, a predicted model, not a curated record